AUGGCAGAGGCUGAAGAAGUGAAAGAAACGAUCGUUGAGGAAGAGAAGGCGGAAGGCGACAAGGCGUCCGUCGCGAAGCCAAAAGCGAAGGCCAAAGCCAAGGCAAAGGCCAAAGCUAAAGCCAAGGCCAAAGCGAAAGCAAAGGCCAAGGCAAAGGCCAAAGGCAAGGCCAAAGCCAAAGGAAAAGCAAAGGCGAAGGCUAAGGCAAAAGCAAAAGCGAAGAGCAAAGCCAAGGAGCCUGAAGAAGACAAGCCUGCUGACGAGGCGAAGCUGAAGCCAAAGCCGAAAGGAAAGCCACUGAGUUUGAAGGCGAAGGUGACCCAACUGCUGGAGGGACGGGGCAUCGACGAGGUGUUGGCCGAGAUCCAAGAGCAGCUGGCGGCAUGCAAGGCCAAGCACCCUGGCCAUCGCGAAUGUGAAAGCGCAACGUCGUGA
Symbiodinium sp. CCMP2592 is the source of this 435-nucleotide messenger RNA. Lineage: Eukaryota; Dinophyceae; Suessiales; Symbiodiniaceae. The record is from the annotation of a GenBank genome assembly.